Cimex lectularius (bed bug) is the source of this 1315-nucleotide messenger RNA. RefSeq names its product lipase 3-like. The transcript has 8 exons. Gene Ontology annotation, molecular function: hydrolase activity, acting on ester bonds. The record is from RefSeq and is a predicted model, not a curated record. The coding region runs from base 60 to 1271 and encodes 403 amino acids. Lineage: Eukaryota; Metazoa; Arthropoda; Insecta; Hemiptera; Cimicidae. Gene Ontology annotation, biological process: lipid metabolic process.
AUAAAUUGCAGCGGACUCCUAGCCGCAUCAUUAGACCCAGAGUAGUGACAGCAUUCGAAAUGUUUACGUUUUACAUUGUCGUACUCUUCGCUCUGUUUGCGCCUUAUUCGUUCAAGAGCGUAAGUACGAACGAAGUCAUCCCUUCCGACGACUGGCGAAAGCCACCUGACUCUGCGGAGAUGAUUGCACAAAGGGGCUACCCGGUGGAAGUGCACCACGUCGAAACUGAAGACGGAUACAUUCUUAAAGCGUUCAGAAUCCCUUUUGGAAAAAAGAGCGUUGGUGGCAAGCGGCCUCCUGUCAUCUUGCAACAUGGAAUUUUGUGUUCAUCGGAUUGUUGGACGAUUAUGUCACCAGAAAAAGGAUUAGCUUAUAGGUUGGUGGAUUCUGGUUAUGACGUUUGGGUGACAAAUAACAGAGGAGCUCCGUACGGCAAAAAUCACACGAAGUUGACCCCUGACGACCAAGAAUUUUGGGAUUACAGUGUACAUGAACUGGGAUACUAUGAUGUGCCAGCACUAAUAGACUACAUAUUGAAACAGACUGGAUAUUCUAAACUGACAUAUAUCGGCCAUUCACAAGGGACGUCCCAGUUUUUCAUCAUGGGAUCAACAAGGCCAGAAUACAAUGACAAGGUCAAUGUCAUGGCUGCGCUUGGCCCUGUAGCAUACCUCGAUCAUACCCAUGGUUUGAUUAAGCUACUUUCUUCAAUGAGUUCGUUUUUGGCUAAACUUGCAAAAUUAUUCAAUAUGCAUGAGGUAUUGGAGCAUCCUUUAGUUUUUCAAUUGGCAAAUAAAGUAUUAUGUGGACCAUAUUCGGUUUUGAGACCACUAUGUAAUGAUGUGUUUUUCUACAUAACUGGUUUUGAUUCUCCUCAAAUGAACAAUACCAUCGGGAGUGAAAUAGGAAACUAUUGCCCUACUGGAGCAACGAUUAAACAAUUAAAUCACUUCGCCCAGCUUACCCACAAUGGAAAAUUUACAAUGUUUGAUUAUGGCACAGAAGAAAAUAUGGUAAAAUACAAUUCCUUAUAUCCUCCUCAGUAUGAUUUGACGAAAGUAAAAUGCCCUGUUGUGCUUUAUCAUGGACAAAAUGACUACAUCAGUUCGCCUCCAGAAGUUGUAAGACUUAGCAAAGUUCUACCCAAUUUGGUCAAGAGAGAUUUAGUUGAUUAUCCAAAGUUCAACCAUCUAGACUUUAUGUGGGCCAUCGACAUCAAUAAAUUAUUGAACAAUGAUGUUUUGAAGACUAUAAAAAAGUUUCAUGGUUAAUGAAUGUUAAUACGGCUUGUUUAAAUAAAUGUGUAUUUUAAAAA